Gordionus sp. m RMFG-2023 is the source of this 1087-nucleotide messenger RNA. RefSeq lists its product as uncharacterized. Gene Ontology annotation, biological process: signal transduction. Gene Ontology annotation, cellular component: cytoplasm. The transcript is spliced from 13 exons. The record is from RefSeq and is a predicted model, not a curated record. NCBI's taxonomy places the organism in Eukaryota, Metazoa, Nematomorpha, Gordioida, Chordodea, Parachordodidae. Bases 78 to 1070 code for a protein of 330 amino acids.
AUAAAUAAAUGAAAACCAGUGAUUAAACAUAUCAAUCAAAGUUAUCAAUCAAAUUAUUUUCUUUAUUAAUUCUUACUAUGGAUAAUGAAAAUAAAAUCGCAGUUCAAACAAGCAAGGGCUUUCCCCUCAACGUAUUUUUCCACGGCCCCCAAGAAGAUGUCAAGAAACACCCCGUAAUACUCACUGUUCAUGACAUAGGAAGCAAUCAUACCAGUUUCCACCCAUUCAUAUACCACUCGUCAAUGCAGGAGGUCAGGAAAAGGGCAUCCUUCAUCGAAGUCGACAUACUCGGGCAAGGAGAAAAUGAUCCAGCCUUGCCAACUCAAAAUUAUCGAUUUCCUUCUUUACAAGAAUUGGGCGAAUCUCUAGUAUCAGUUUUAGACGCCUUCAAUGUCCAUUACGUCAUAGGACUUGGAGAAGGUGCUGGUGCAAAUAUAUUAGCUCGAUUUGCGAUGGCCUACCCGGUUAGAUGUAUGGGCCUUUGUCUCAUCCAUUGCACGUCUACUACGGCCGGUGUCAUGGAAUACUUCAAAGAUAAAAUAAUAUCAUGGAAACUAGAUAGUGGAAUGAACCCCACCGCAGAGCAAUAUUUGAUAUUCCACAAAUUUGGAUCGGAAAUCGAAGCCCAAGAUAGCAAAGAAGGCAGGGAAGAGCUUAUACAGAGUUAUGCUGAAGCUCUCAAAAAGCGGAUCAAUCCACAAAAUUUGAGAUAUUUUCUGGAAUCAUUUCUAAACCGCACAGAUAUAUCCACGAGGUUGGAAAAGGAUUUGACCGUCGAUUGUUUAUUGGUCACCGCGACGAAGGGCUCUCAUUUACAUACCAUUCAUACAAUGCAUUCAUUUAUGAACAAGCAAAAAUCUUCCUUGCUUCAAAUCAACGAAGUGGGAGACGUUAUUAAUGAAGCGCCUGAAAAAUUAGCCGAAGGAUUCAUAUUCUUUUUGAAAGGAACCGGAUACAUUCCUGCCUUGCCAAUGCCGCACUCUCAACAUGGUAGGGCCUCGCGUAUUUCCAUGGUAGAUGCAGAUAAGCCCGAUAUGCGACGUUAUUCUAGGGACGAACUUAAUUUAUAGAAUAAAAAAAGGAAUAA